This is a messenger RNA of Archocentrus centrarchus (flier cichlid), 1704 nucleotides long. Its product is annotated as T-cell surface protein tactile-like. Bases 810 to 1460 code for a protein of 216 amino acids. The record is from RefSeq and is a predicted model, not a curated record. Gene Ontology annotation, cellular component: external side of plasma membrane. Lineage: Eukaryota; Metazoa; Chordata; Actinopteri; Cichliformes; Cichlidae. Gene Ontology annotation, molecular function: signaling receptor binding. The transcript is spliced from 4 exons. Gene Ontology annotation, biological process: T cell receptor signaling pathway; regulation of cytokine production.
GCGCUGCUUGGUGGCUCGAAAAAAGUGUCAAACACGCAGAAACAGAAAAGGUGCGCUGAACAAACAGGAGGGAGGCGGUCAGUCAGAAAAAAAGAGGUGGCGUAUCUUCAAGUGGAAAUAGUGGACUUCACUUUGGAGCCUCGUACCCACAGCAGAGGAAGAAAUGCCCCAAAAGGCAGAAGACCGGGCGUGACUGACAGCGCGUCACAUUAAUGUGGCCAAAGGGGGCAGUUAAAACCCCGCUACAACUAACUUAUCUGCAUAUGGAUGCACUGCUUUGUGGACGUAAUUUGUAUCCAGCUGUUGCCCACAGAGGAGGGAUCUUAAAGGAAGAGUUUGACUCGCUGUGUGGAUUUAUUCCGUGUGGAUUUUCUUGGUUAAUUACCCAGCAAGAACCGGCAGACAUGUACCGAAUUAUCCGGAUAUCGUGCUUUAAGGAUCGGAACAAAGUCCAGCUGCGCCUUGAAGGAUAAAUAAGGGAGAUUCUGCGAUUGUAACGCAAAGUGUGGAUUUCGUCCCGUAAGCCAGCAGUUUUCAGCUCCAGGAACAAUGACUGGCAACUGCAAAUCAGCAGGAGCAGAGAGCGGAUCAUGAUGAAGAUUUGAAUGAAUUUCUAAUCCAAGUGAAUCACGAAUGAAGUGGAUCACCAGCAAGGAUCACGUUGAUUGAUUGAGUGGAAAAUGCUCAAAUGAAUCAAACGUCAAAAUAAAACAGUUCCUGUAAACGUGGACUCGACGUUCCGGCCACUUGAAUAAGUUCUUCCUUUGUUACACAACUCUGAACAGUUCAGCCACAAAGCUGCCAGAAAUAUGACCACAGAGAUGAUGUUACUCUGUUUCUUUGCAGAGCUUUUGAUCCUUUUUGAGGCCUUUGCAGACGAAGAGCAUCAUCCUGUGAUGCUUGGAGGUGAUGCUACUCUUCAGUGUCAGGCUCCCAGAGGUGCAGUCAUCACUGUGCUGGAGUGGAGCAAAACUGACCUGAGUUCAGAUGAUUACGUCUUCUUCUACCGCAACGGCCGCUCGUACGAGAAGUACCAGCAUUCGUCUUUCAGAGGCCGAGUCGAGCUGAAGGAGCCCUCCAUGAAGGACGGAGAUGUUUCCGUCGUUCUGAAGAACGUCACCGUCAACGAUGCUGGAACGUACAGGUGUCGGAUUAUAAUGAGCAGCGCAGGAAACAGUGACAGAGUCUUCAGUGAGGACAGGCUCCUCACAGUCACAGAGCCAGAUCACAGGGAAGAAGUCGGUGAGGCUGUCGGACGUCUUGGAAAAGCAAUUCAGAAACCAGGAAGUGGGAAUGCAGGAGGCGGACAGAGUGUUGCUGCUGCUGUUGGAGUCGGAGCUGUUUGUGUGCUUUUUAUUGUUGCUCUUAAUUUAGCGGUCUUUAAAAAAAGACGCACGUCCUCGAAGCCAAAUGAGCCUGAGGCAGCUGAUGAGCAGCAGAAAAUGAAUCAAAACACGUGAUUAGCUAAAGAAAUGACUGAAAAUCAGCUGAGAAUCCUGAAAUUUCAUCUCAGAGAAGAAAACGAGAUCAUAAUCUGCUGAAUAUUUUAGAAAUAAAAACCAGAGAACGGUUAUGAGACUCAGUGUCCACAAAUAUGCUGCAGUCGAUUCCUGUGACACUGACCACAAAGUAUCAGUAUAUGUACUGUAUAUACUGUGUAUGUAAUAAAGUUUAUUUCCCUCUGAAUUUUUACUUUGAUUUCUC